Molecule: messenger RNA, 2153 nt
Organism: Solanum verrucosum
Lineage: Eukaryota; Viridiplantae; Streptophyta; Magnoliopsida; Solanales; Solanaceae
Product: probable protein phosphatase 2C 12
Exons: 10
Coding region: 315-1601 (428 amino acids)
Biological process (GO): protein dephosphorylation
Molecular function (GO): protein serine/threonine phosphatase activity
Source: RefSeq, a predicted model, not a curated record
GUUUCUCGGACAUUGUCAGCACAUGUUAUUUACAUCUAAAUAUGCAACAAAACAAAUCACCAUUUCUUCAAAUCUAUACACAAAUAGCAUCUUCUUCUUCUUUUUUCCAAAACCCAAAAUCUUCAAACAAAAAAUAACACCAAAAACUCCAUUUUUUAUGUGCAACAUUGACAAUAACAUUUUUUUUUCGUGUUCAAAGGUAAUUGUUGGAUUUGCGUUGACUGAUUGUGUUAACAGCCAAUGAAAGAGGAUUAGUUAUAUUUUGUUUGGAGAAGAAGAUAUAAUUUUUUUGUGAUUUGGAAAGGGACCAAAUUAUGUUGUCUAAGGGUGAACAUCAGACGGUCCCAUUAUCUGUGUUGUUGAAGCGUGAAUUGGCCAAUGAGAAGAUUGAAAGUCCGGAGCUUUCUCAUGGUCAAGCUAGUCAGAGCAAAAAAGGCGAAGAUUUUACGUUUGUCAAGACAGAAUGCCAAAGAGUUUUGGGUGAUGGAGUAGCUACAUAUUCUGUUUUUGGAUUAUUUGAUGGGCACAAUGGGUCAGCGGCCGCUAUAUAUUCUAAAGAAAAUCUCUUGCAGAAUGUCUUGAGUGCUAUUCCUCCUGAUCUUAGUAGAGAUGAAUGGGUUGCAGCACUGCCUAGAGCUUUGGUUGCAGGAUUUGUCAAAACGGAUAAAGAUUUCCAAGAAAAAGCAAAAACCUCAGGGACAACAGUCACGUUUGUCAUAAUUGAAGGAUGGGUUGUAACAGUUGCAUCAGUUGGCGAUUCUCGAUGCAUACUUGAAUCUGCUGAAGGCGGAAUUUAUUAUCUAUCAGCCGAUCAUAGGCUUGAUUGCAAUGAAGAGGAGAGGGAACGUAUAACAGCUUGUGGUGGAGAAGUUGGUCGGCUUAAUGCUGGCGGCGGUACAGAGAUUGGUCCUUUGAGAUGUUGGCCUGGUGGACUCUGCCUCUCGAGAUCCAUUGGAGAUAUGGAUGUUGGCGAAUAUAUAGUUCCUGUACCCUAUGUGAAGCAAGUAAAGCUAACACCAGCUGGUGGAAGGCUAGUAAUAGCAAGUGACGGCGUCUGGGAUGCUUUGUCUGCUGAAUCGGCUAUUGAAUGUAGUCGUGGAAUGCCUGCAGAUGCUGCAGCUUCUCAAAUUGUUAAAGACGCCGUACAGCCAAAAGGGAUUCGAGAUGAUACAACCUGUAUUGUGGUCGAUAUACAGCUCCCAGAAAAAUCAAAUCCUCCUCCGCCACCACCACCCAAAAGGUCAGGAAAAGGAGUAUUCAAGUCUAUGUUUCGCAAGAAGACUUCCGAGUCAUCUUCUAAUAUUCAGAAAGAUUUUUGUGAACCGGAUGUUGUGGAAGAACUAUUUGAGGAAGGAUCCGCAUCACUUUCAGACAGGUUAGACGCAAAAUAUCCAGUCUGCAACAUGUUUAAGUUAUUCAUAUGUGCCGUCUGUCAAGUAGAGAUAAAGCCCGGACAAGGUGUUUCAAUACAUGCUGGCUCCUCAAAUACAAGAAGUUCACGGCCAUGGGACGGCCCUUUCCUUUGCUCAAGCUGCCAAGAGAAGAAAGAAGCUAUGGAAGGGCGGAGACCUUUUGGAGAUGGAAGAUACAGUAGUGAGUGACUAGUUAAGCAAAUAUGCAUACUAACAACUGCUUCAUAGACUAUUUACAAUUGGGAGGUAUGCCAUCGUUGUCCCAAUGGUUCUUUCUGUUUCAGUAAACAAAGAACGUGAAAUGGCUUCUGUGACUUGUGAAAUACAUGCAUUAGUGCUUCUAGUUUGCCUCCUCUAGCUCAGAAAUUGGAGCUCUGAACUGCAUAGUACAUAGUUGGGCCAUUUCUAAAAAAAAGGUUCACAUUUGGAAUAUGUUUAAGGAUAUCUUAAUUCAAGGCCUUAUUAAAGCACAUCAGAGAUAAUAUCUAUGAUUAUGUUCAAAUGUACACUAAAAUAGUGAAUUAAUGGCGUGACAACGAUCGCCAUUUUUUCGUUGUAACAUCAUUAGUUAGUAAAGUUUGAUUAGGGAUUCUUUUGAGUCUUGUUUUUGUUUUCCUCUUUGCCCUCCUCUACCAGGAGAAACUUGCUGAUCAUCUUCUUAUUAAAUUAAUUCUUAUAUUAUACAUUAAUCACUCCCUUCUCAAGCAAGAAGUGCAAGCAUUGGAAACUGGCACGUAUUUC